AUGGCUGGAACCCACCGUAUCUCACGCAACGACUGUGACCAGAAUGGUUUUAUUUCAUCCAUAUACGCAUCCAAGAGGUCGAAUGUUCCACAGUUUGUUGAAAGGUCUGCCAUUUUGGGAGCAAUUCCCGGCUUCAAGAAGCUGCAGGGAUCCAAAAACGAUGACUGGAUAGAUCGAAUGAGUCAUGUUUAUACGGUUGUCGUCCUUAUUAUUUUCGCUGUCGUCGUUAGUACGUCACAGUUCGUCGGCAACCCAAUUCACUGCUGGCAUCCGGCGGAGUUUAAAGGAUGGUACGAAAAAUAUGCGGAGUACUAUUGCUGGAUCUCAAACACGUACUUUGUCUCGUUUUCGGAGACACUUCCGGUUGAUAUUGGGGAGAGGCAGGACAGAGAGAUCACCUAUUACCAGUGGGUUCCUCUUAUUCUCGCUUUCCAAGCAUUCCUCUUCAAGUUCCCGAAUGUUGUUUGGAAGCUCCUGCACCCGAACUGCGGACUCAACUUGAACAAAAUCGUGACCAUGGCGGACAAGACCCAGCUCUCCUCCCCAACCGGAAGACAAGAAAUCAUCGAAAACAUGGCCGCCCACUUGGACAAAUGGUUGGACACGGAGCGAAACUACAGCUGGAACCGCUACACCGCCAUGCGAGAACGUGUUAGUCGAAUCUGCUGCAUCAUCUGUAGCAAAAGAAGCGGUACCUUCCUAUCCGGACUUUUCCUAUUCGUGAAAAUUUUAUACGUCGCUAACGUGAUCGGACAGUUUUUCCUCCUGAACGCAUUCAUGGCUACUGAUUACAACGUGUACGGCUUUGAAGUGAUCAAAGGUCUCCAAACGAACACGCCAUGGAAAGAAAGCCCGCGAUUCCCCCGCGUCACGUUCUGUGACUUCGAAAUUCGUCAGUUACAAAACAUCCAGCGCUUCACAAUUCAGUGCGUCCUGCCUAUCAACCUCUUCAACGAGAAGAUCUUCAUCUGUCUGUGGUUCUGGUUCUUUUUGAUCGCCGCGCUGUCCGUCUGGAAUCUCAUUUCCUGGUGCUUUACCAUCAUCAUGAAGCGUAACAGGGUCGCUUAUGUGAAGAAGUAUCUGAAAAUCACUGACCAGCUCCAGAAUGGGUUUGACCGAAAGUUGUGUCACAGAUUCGCGGAUAAUUAUCUCCGCGAAGAUGGAGUUUUUGUCCUGAGGGUUAUAACGCGUAACUCUACAGAUCUCGUCACUACAGAUCUCGUUUCAGCAAUGUGGAGAAAUUUCCAGGAUAAACAAAGCAAGCGGAUGCCGGAAAGUGACGGUACUCUCCGACCAAAUGAAAUGCCGCCCAUGACGCCCUCUAACGAUGAGAAACUACCACUUCCGGUUGAUUGA
This is a messenger RNA of Mya arenaria, 1356 nucleotides long. Its product is annotated as innexin unc-9-like. The transcript has 3 exons. The coding region runs from base 1 to 1356 and encodes 451 amino acids. The record is from RefSeq and is a predicted model, not a curated record. NCBI's taxonomy places the organism in Eukaryota, Metazoa, Mollusca, Bivalvia, Myida, Myidae.